This is a messenger RNA of Fundulus heteroclitus (mummichog), 3976 nucleotides long. RefSeq names its product mitotic deacetylase associated SANT domain protein b (gene mideasb). The coding region runs from base 567 to 3764 and encodes 1065 amino acids. NCBI's taxonomy places the organism in Eukaryota, Metazoa, Chordata, Actinopteri, Cyprinodontiformes, Fundulidae. Gene Ontology annotation, cellular component: histone deacetylase complex; transcription regulator complex. The transcript is spliced from 13 exons. Gene Ontology annotation, biological process: negative regulation of DNA-templated transcription; regulation of transcription by RNA polymerase II. The record is from RefSeq and is a predicted model, not a curated record. Gene Ontology annotation, molecular function: transcription corepressor activity.
CCUCGAUGCACCGUUGAGCCGUUAAGGAAACCGUGAAGCAAAUGGAAACGGUAUGCGCAGGCACAAUGAGGUUAUCUGGUUGGGUUUCGUCAACUCUGCAGCUUCUGCGCAGAGCAAGACGGCAAUUUAAUCACACGUCUCGUUGCUAUUGAUUCCUUUAAAUAAAUAAAAGUUCUAAAGGCGCAUGGCGUCCCGUGUCGCGGGCUAGCAAUAACAGCUAAAUUGGGUCAGAGUUGGGGCUGGGAUGUGACGCCUUGUGGAAGCAUCUGCAGGAAGGCGAGGCGAAGGACUGAAUGCCAUGGAGGACCCGAUGAUAAAGGUGUCGCCGAUCAAUGAGGGAAAACACGCGGACUUCUUCAGAUCUUUUCAUCCGCCGACCGGAGACCUCCGAGUAGGUUGUGAAGAACUUCAGAGGGGCUAGAGGAUAAUCUCCUGCUUAUGUCGACGUCAGUGUACAGCGUGGUUUUACUGUGAACACUACAGACUCCUAUUGUCUUUAAAAGUCAAAAGACAUUGGGCUCAGGGAGGGGGGUCGGCUUGGAGUGGUUCCCCGCUUUGGCCUAUUCAUGCUCGUCAUGAGCGUGCCUGCCCAACAGAAACCCAGCGCCAAACGGACGGGCAAACGCAUCACGUUCUUCAGCGAUCAGGGCGGCGAGCCAAUGAAGGAGAUCGCGCAGCAUCCCGACGGGGCCUACUUCGUCCCCAGCGGCACCGCCCCGGAGUCUGGACAAAGUGAGGCGGCAAGUACCGUGACCUCCAACCCAGAGGGUCCUCACAUGUACCUCAACUCUGUGAUCUUCAGCCCAGACAAGGGGGACCAGAGCAGGGGUCACUAUCAGCAGACUGUGCCAAUGAAGUGGGCUCACCCGGAGCCCAGUCAGCAGCAGCAGCAGCAGCAGCAGAGAGCUGCCUCUUGGAUGCCCAACUGGGGGCCAGCUUUCGCUAACUACACGAGGACCCAGAAUACUUUUGUGAAACCGAUGCACGAGACCCCGGGCCUGCAGCCGCACCAGCAGCCGACGAACGCAGCGGCGGACGGUGCAAAGUCUCGAGCGCUCGAAUGGGAGCAGCAGCAGGCUCCCCAAGCCUUUCACGAGACGCUGAAACCCGGAGCGCUGAACGCUCAGCAACAGAGCGCCCCCCACCCGGGAGGCAGCUCCGUCUUGCAGUCCUUCCAGUUAGCCUUCGGCCAGCCCAAGCAGCACCUGCCCGGUUAUUACCAGGCCUUCCAGGGGAACAGGAACACACUACCCAACCCGCCCAGCUACCCGCCGCCUCAUUCUAAACCCGCGCUCCACCUGCAGCAGCUGCAGAAUCAAGAACAAAUGCAACGGCAGCAACAGCAUCACGUCAUCCAGCAGCAGAUCCAGCAGCAGCACCACCAAAUCAUACGGCAUCCACACGUGCAGCUGCAGCAGCAGCAGCAGCAGCAGCUGCAGCACGAGCAGCAGCAGCAACAAAAGAUGCAACAACAGCGGCAGCAGCUCCAGAUUCAGCAGCAAAUGCAACAUCAGCAGUUACAACAACAAAACCCCCACGUGCUGGACUUUUUCUCCGGCGCACAAAAUGCACACCCGCAUCCACAGCCUGUGGUCGUGCACUCCCAGGAAUCCGCCGCCCCCGCUCCGCCAAAGAUCCAGGAACCGGCCAUCCAGGACGUCACGCCAGAACCCCAGCAGCCGUCCGACCCUCUGCAGGCCCCUCCUCAGCUCGAGCCUCCCUCGCAGUCCCAGGCGCAGCUCCGCAGAUCCCGCCGGCUGUCCAAGGAGGGCGGAGCGCCGUCGGACAACCCUUUUCUCUGCGCGUCCUCGGAUCAACCGGCGCCGGAAAACGGCGCCCGCGACGUUCAGGCGGCGCCCACGGGGGUCAUCCAGAGCACGCGCAGGAAGCGGCGGGUGUCCCAGGAGGUCAACCUGGAGAUGCUCGCUCAGGAGGCUUCAGAAAGGAAGUCGCCCUCACUCACUAAGGAGCCGCACAGGCCGUGGAGUCCCGCUGAACCGGAGGGCAUGAACGCCAAGCGGCCCCGAGACGACAGCCUCCUCCCGCUCGUCAUCCCCGUGUCCGUGCCCGUUCAGAGGCAGGAGCCCUCGUCCGCGGACAGGGACGGCGCAGCCCUGGCCGCCAGCUGGCCUCACAGGCCUCCCAGCCACCAGGAGCUCGGCCGCGCCGACCACAAGCCCUCUGUCAUCGUCACCCGCAGACGCUCGCUCCGGAACUCCCUGUCGGAAAGUUCGGAGCAGAACGACGGCACAGGGGGAGAGAGGGAUGACGACGGCAAGAAGUCCAAACGGCGUCCCCGGCCGGAGCCUCUCUUCAUCCCGCCGCCCAAGCCCAGCUUGUUCAUCGCCCCGCCCGUCUACUCCAGCAUCACGCCCUACCAGAGCCACCUCCGCUCCCCGGUCCGCCUCGCCGACAACCCCAUCACGAUGCCGCCGUACACGCCUCCGCCCAUCCUCAGCCCCGUCCGGGAGGGCUCGGGCCUCUACUUCUCCACCUUCCUCUCCUCGGCGGCAGGCGGCGGCGGUCCGGGCCUGCCACCUCCCGCCACGCCCAAAUCGGCAACUCGCAGCUUGUUGCGUUCCAACAGCUGUGACAUCACACCGCCGGUUUUGUCCGCCAUGAGCGAGACCACUCCAGUCUGCAUAGAGCCACGAAUAAAUAUCGGGUCGCGGUACCAGGCGGAGGUGCCAGAGCUGAGGCAGAGGUCAGCUGUCGAGCUGGAUCGCCAUCGAGCCGAACUGGUUUGGGCUCCACCGUCCGAGCUGGAGGAAAAACCAGACUUCCAGGGCAAAGUGGACGGUCUCAUGCACCUGGCCUGUUCCAGUGUCUUGCAUGGAGGAGGCACCAACCAGGAGUUGGCACACCAUUGUUUAAACGAGUGCAAAGGGGACAUAAUGGCUGCCCUGUCGCUGCUGAUGCUGAGAGAUCCCAUCUUCCCCAAGACUCAUCAUCUGUCCAGCUACCACUACUCAGGAUCAGACAGCUGGACGGCAGCUGAGAGGCGCCUGUUCAACAAAGGCAUGGCGGCGUACAAGAAGGACUUUUUCAUGGUGCAAAAGCAGGUGACUACUAAGACCGUGGCGCAGUGCGUGGAGUUCUAUUACACGUACAAGAAACACGUGAAGAUCGGCCGCACCGGAGCGCUAAUAUAUGGCGAGGCCGAGCCUUUGGAGAGCAAGACCACAGAGGAGGAACUGAACCACAAGGCCUCUCAAAGACUGGAGCCGCCGCAGCAGGAGGAGGACAGCAGGAAGUGGGACAGUUCAGCUGACAGGAAACAGGAUGUCUGUUCCACCAGGGUGACACACACGCUGCCGUCCACGGAGAAUCCCGGUACCGUCCUCAUCAUGAAGCCCAAGGAGGAGGUGGGGAGGGAGCAGCCGUUGUCGAGGGUCAUCCACCACGCCCAGCCACCGCCAACCAAGCCGCGCUUCGACGGCAACGUGCGCAAGCCCAGCCCUCCGUCGGCCAACAAAGUCUCCACGGGGCAGGAGGGGGAGUUCCCCUGUAAAAAGUGUGGCAGAGUUUUCUACAAGGUGAAGAGCCGCAGCGCCCACAUGAAGAGCCACGCGGAGCAGGAGAAGAAGGCGGCCGCCCUGCGCCAGAAGGAGGCGGAGGAGCGCGCCGCGGCGAGGGCCGCAGCCGAGGCGGCGGCCACCAUGGCGGCGCGGCAGCUGAACGGAACGCGGCAGGCGGGCUGCGACAGCGCCAACGACGACUCGUCGGGCGGAGACGACGAGGACGACGAGGACUGGCGGAAUUAGGGCGGCACGCAGGGACCCGCUCCACCAGGCAGGGCGGCUUAUUCUCUUUUAAAGAGCAGACGUACCUGCCCCCCCCCCCCCAGCUGGCGUAGAAACGCAGGACUACCGUCGCUCGGCGCAGUCGGACGCUCUAAACUCGUGAGCUUCUGGGAUUUGUUCGUUUCUCACCAAAAGUCCCAUUUACUCAGCUUGAAAAGCUUUUUUUUUUUUUU